Cygnus olor (mute swan) is the source of this 4454-nucleotide messenger RNA. It is a transcript of the gene RNF44, whose product is annotated as ring finger protein 44. Bases 680 to 1747 code for a protein of 355 amino acids. The record is from RefSeq and is a predicted model, not a curated record. Lineage: Eukaryota; Metazoa; Chordata; Aves; Anseriformes; Anatidae. The transcript has 10 exons.
GGUGGCCUGAGCCCAGAGUAGGGCGCGCAGGAGCCCGCGGGACCCAGCAGCCCCUCGAGCAGCCCCACUGCGCCACGGACGCGCUGGAAAGCCCGGGCUGCCCUCAGCCAGCGCGCAGCCCCCGACCCCACCGCAGCCCCGAGGGCCUUCGCCGCUUGCUUCGCCCUGUGCCAAAAACACGUGCUUGCUUCUCUCACCCCGUGUCCGGGUCUUGCGUUGGGGGGGCGGAGGGGCAGAGGCGGGGUCAGCGGGCGUCCGGCCCCAGCAGAACCCCCCCCCCCGGCGCGUCCUGGGGCACGGCUGCUGCCCGGGGCCGGCUCCGCGCCUCUCCUCCCUUCCCUCUCCCACAGCAGGGAGGGGAUUUGGGGCUCGCGGCCGGGCUCCAGCCCCGUGCCACCCCGGGGGUUCGGGGGCCGUGACCCGCUGUCCUUCCCGCAGGAUCCAAGGUGCCGGUGUCUCGCCCUGCCCGGAGCCUGAGGUCCCGCGCGCCCAUCCGCCUCCCGACGUCACCAAUGCGACCAUGGGAACUGGCAGUGAAUAGGCGGCCUCCCUCUGCCCCCUUUAACCAGCGCCGGUUCUCAGGGGGACCCUGCGGCAGCCCCGACCACCUCCGGCGAAGCAGCCGCACAUCCCUGUAGAUGAGCCCCGCGCCUACGCUCUCCCCAGCACACCGCCACGAAUGCUGCACCCGGCCGCUCACCCGCCCCACCAGAACCCAUUCAUGGUGGAUCUGCACGACCAGGUGCACCAGGGACCCGUCCCUCUCUCCUACACGGUCACCACCGUCACGACGCAAGGCUUCCCCAUCCACGCCGGCCAGCACAUCCCUGGGUGCAGCGCCCAGCAGCUCCCAGCAUGCUCAGUGAUGUUCAGCGGACAGCACUACCCGCUCUGCUGCCUCCCGCCCCCGCUGAUCCAGGCAUGCGCCAUGCAACAGCUCCCCGUCUCCUACCAGACGUUCCCCCCCCUCAUCUCCAGCGACCAUUACAUCCUGCACCCGCCCCCGCCGCCAGUGCCCCCCCACCAGCCGCCCCACAUGGCGCCCCUGGGGCAGUUCGUACCUCUCCAAGCCCAGCACCCGCGCAUGCCUCUGCAGAGGAUAGACAAUGACGUGGACCUGCGAGGGGAGCAGCACCCCAUCGCCGGCUUCACGUACCCCCCGUCCCACCACGCCCCCACGCUCUCCCCCUCCGUGCCGCUGCAUUACCUCCCCCACGACCCGCUGCACCAAGAGCUGCCCUUCGGCGUGCCAUAUCCCCACAUGAUGCCCCGGCGGCUGAACACCCAGCGGUACCGGCUGCAGCAGGCGCUGCCCCCCCCGCCGCCCCCUCCGCCGCCCCCCCCGUACUACCCGGGCUUCCUGCCCUAUUUCCUCUCCAUGCUUCCCGUGUCGCCGACGGCCGUGGGGCCCACGAUCAGCCUGGACCUGGACGUGGAUGACGUGGAGAUGGAGAACUACGAGGCGUUACUGAACCUGGCCGAGCGGCUGGGGGAGGCCAAGCCGCGGGGACUCACCAAAGCAGACAUCGAGCACCUCCCGUCCUACCGCUUCAACCCCGAGAGCCACCAGUCCGAGCAGACCCUGUGCGUCGUGUGCUUCAGCGACUUCGAGGCCCGGCAGCUUCUCCGCGUCCUGCCCUGCAACCACGAGUUCCACGCCAAGUGUGUCGACAAAUGGUUAAAGGCGAACCGCACGUGCCCCAUCUGCCGGGCGGACGCGUCGGAGGUGCAGCGGGAGGCGGACUGAGGCUGGCGGGCGCUGUGCCGCGCAAUUCGCUAGAGGACGAGGACGUCGGGCCAGGGGCGGGGGCCGCUGCCCGCUGCCAGGGCCUGACCGUGCGCUUACCCCCCCUCCCCAAAGCCUCUCCUCGGAUGUGGUGAGCAUUGAGCAGCCCGGGCUCCCGGCCAGCCCUCCUCCUCCGCCGUGGCUCGGACUCGGCCGGACGCCUGCCCGCCGCGCUCCCGGGGCCCCGAAUCGUGUAGUGCCGGUGGCGGGCGGCGCGUGGCCGCGUCCUCCGCACUCCAAAGACGCUGUCGUUGCUCCAUCACUUUCCAGGUCUUUGUACUCUGCUAGAGAACUUUUUUUUUUUUUUCCGUUUUUCACUUUCUUUUUUUUUUUUAGAUUUUUUUUUUCACCCUUCCGUUUCCUUUCCUUUUCCGUUGCGUUUUUGGUUUCGUGGCCGCUCGACCCGGCGGCACGCGGCUCCUCCCCUCGGCGUUGCUCGCGGAGGACGCGGGGAGGAGAGAGGAGGGGGCGCCGCGGGUUGGGUGCCGGCGGCCCCCCGGGGGACAGCCGGAGGAGCCGGCCGGCGCGGUGCGGCCGUGGCGGGACACCAGCAACCCGGGGCGAUGCCGGGGCACCAGCGCCUGCGCCCCGCUUCCCCCGGGGCGCCCAGGAGGGCAGUGCCGGCUGCUCGGUGUCCUUCCCAGGUGGGAGGAUGGUGCUGGCGCGGCCCCAGCCCCUCUCCCCGUUCAUUCCCUCCUGGGGCCGGGGCUCGUGGUGCCCGGCGAGGCAGCCAAGCCCAGCAGGGAGCCCCGUGGCCGUGGGGCAGCCCCCCCGUUUUGCCUCCUGGCCCCGCACGCCGGGUUCCCGCUGUCGUAACCCGAAUGAGCCCCGAGCGCCCCCGUCCUGCUGGCUGGACGGCGCAGCGCGGGGCCGGCGGGGGGGUUUUUAUCCGUGACCUCGCGGCGCGUUUUCCCCUCGGGACCGCGGCGCCCGUUCAGCGCUGCCCCCGGCCCCUCGCCGCGGCGCUGCGGGGACGCUGUGCGCGGGGACGCGUCCCGCCGGGGCCGGGGGAGCGGGUGCCGGCCGUCGGGGCGGCGGCGGGCGGCGUGGCCGAAGUUGUUUUGCAUGAUUAAUUAGCGAGGGGGGGGGGGUGACGGGAGGGGGGGGAGGAGAGGAGCGCCCUCCCCGCGUCGCCGACGCCUGGGAGCCUCCGUGCGCGGCCGCCAGCCCUAUGUAAAUGUUCACAAAUAUGCAUGCAUGUCUGACCAGCUUGGAACGUGGUCUUGGCUACUACGUCUAGCCGGCUGUGGGGUGAGGGGGGUGGGGAGAGGGGUUUUUGUGCUCAGCUGAUACUGCCAUGCACUGUACUGCACAUGUCCGCAACGCCGCAGCAGGACCGUGAGGCUUUCAGGGCCGUUCCCCGCGGGGCCUGCGCCCCUUCCAGGCGGGAGGCGGCGGCGGCGGCCGGGGGUGGCGGCGGCGUGUGCAAGGGGCCGCUCCCCGCGGGGCGGGGGGCAGGCGGCGGCGGGGCUGGGCCCCGGGGGGGCGGCGGUGGCGGCGGUGGGGCGAGGCGUGAGGAGAGGGACCGCGCCCAGCAGGUGGCCGGGCGGGACGGAGCCCCCCGCGCCGCCACGCCAUUGGUCCGGAGGGGCGUGCCAGUCACGGGGCUGCUGAGGUACGGCCGCUCCCGAUUGGCUGGGGGGGGGGGGGGGGGGGGGGCGCUGCCGGUGGGCUCCCCUCUCCGCCUGCCUCUCCCCGCCGCCUCACGGCACCGGGUCGAGGCCCGGGGUGGGGGGAGCUCCGCCACCAGCUCCGCCACGCCGCGGGCGCUGGCACCGCUGGGCUCGGUGCCCCCUGGGCAGGACCCCGGCCCCCUCCCCGUGCCCCUCGCUCAGUGACAGAUAACCAAAGGAGUCCCCGUGCCGCGCGGCGGCCUCGCGCCCCGGAGACGCCCCCCACCCCCCACCCCCCCACCUCCCCUCCCGCCCUCGCGGUGCCCAGGGAGCCAGGAAAGCCUUACGGUCCUUUGACGGCGACUCGAAAGCUCACAGCUCGUGUGCUGCAGAAUUUAUUCCAAUGAGCAGCUAAAAAGUAUCAUUUAAAAAAAAUACAAAAAAGACAAAAAAAACAUACUUAAAAAAAAAUUAAAAAACAAUUAUUUAGGGUGUUUGUGAUUGCUGACUGCGCUGUAGAUACCACUGUUUACCAAUGAUUUCCUGUGGUGGGAUAGUGGACUGUUUACUGUUCUAUUAUACCAGUCCCCGGGCCCUCCAGCGGGAGCGCCGCGCCACACCGCGGCUCCCCGGAAGGUGCUAGGACGUGUGUUCUGUGUUAGAAAGUUUUUAUAUAUAUAUAUAUAUAUAUAUAUAAAUAUAUAUAUAUAAUUUUUUUUGCUCUGUUACUUGCACAUUUUACAGUUACCUCAUUUUUCCCAUGUAUGUAUUUGAAAAAAGGCUAAUAUAUAGAAAAAAAGGUUCUUAAAGCUCUAAAAGUGUUUGUUUUUUUUCCAUUCCAUUGGAAUCAUAUUGGUUUUGUAGCAUUUAACAUAACUAGUAUGUUGUAUUAUAUAUAUGUGUAUUAUACUGAUUGAAAUUUUUAACAGAUUUGUACUUUUUUUAAAAUGAAAGUUGCUAGUUCUGCUUGACCAAGUAGUGCAAUCAUUAUUUUUUUUAAUGUUGUGGCUGAUUUUGAGAGGGAUAUUCACUAAUAAAUGUAUGAUGUAUACCAA